Molecule: messenger RNA, 1950 nt
Organism: Tachyglossus aculeatus (Australian echidna)
Lineage: Eukaryota; Metazoa; Chordata; Mammalia; Monotremata; Tachyglossidae
Gene: BBOF1
Product: basal body orientation factor 1
Exons: 11
Coding region: 166-1758 (530 amino acids)
Source: RefSeq, a predicted model, not a curated record
AACGUCAUGACGCCGUGCGUCCUGUCCCGAGCCUAGCAACCGGAGCGUCCAUAGCAACGGGGAGCUGGUGUUUGCGCGUGACGUAAUGACGCCGUGCGUCCUGCCCGGAGCCUAGCAACCGGAGUGUCCUUAGCAACGGGAGCUUGGUUGGGGACCAGGGCGGUGAUGGCGAAGGAGAAGGGCAGGAAGAAGAAGGAGAAGGCGAAGGGGAAAAAGGGGAGGAAAAAGUCCCUGAAGUUGGCCAAGGAAUCCGAAAUGGAGCGAGCCAAGGCCAACGCGACCCUCUGGGAGACUCGUCUGGAAAUCACAGAGCUGUCCCGGACGGAAUACCGGGACGCUUCCCGCAAACUGGCCCAAGAGAACGAAGAACUAAAGAGGAAGCAAUAUAAGAUGGAGAAGGACGCGGUGUCCGUAUUAAGCUACCUCAAGAAGCAGGAUAUGGAGAAAGGAGACUUGAUUGAGAAACUGAAACAGCAGUUGGUUGAUGCCAAGAAACAAGCCCAGGAGGAGAAUGAAAAACUGGAGGAAAACUACAGUCGGCAGCUGGAGGAGCUGACGGAAAAAUUUCACCAAAAGGCCAAGGAAAUCGGCUUAAUCCAGCUGGAACUGAAAACCAUAAAGGAAUUUCGGAAGAAGAAACUUCAAGUAGAGAGAGAACUGGAGGAGUUGAAAGAAAACAUGAAGGCCACCAGAAAGAAACAUCAGGAGACGGUCCGCAGAUUGGAGGGAAAGUUCUUUGAAGAGAAGCAACGACUAGAAAAAGAAGCGGAGAAGAAGAUAGUAAUGCUGGCAGAGAGAGCUCACCAGGAAGCUGUUUUGCAGCUGGAUAACGCCGGGAGAUCCGUCUUCAGGGAAAACGUUCGGCUCCAGAAGGCCCUGAAGUACCACAUGAAGGAAGCCCAGGAGUUACAAAAGAACUCGAAAAAGCUGGAGGAGAAUCAAGCUUCCCUCCUACAGCUGAAGGAGACCAACGAGCUUUUGGUUAAGGAAAAGAUCUUCCAAGUCACUCAGCAGAAAUCCCAGAUCCAGACGCUCCAGAGGAAGGUGGAGAGGCUGGAGACGGCCCUGGGCCACAUGACCCGAGAGUUCGAGGCGGAGAUCCACGACGCCCGGCGGGAGGCCCGGCUGCGGAGUCGGGAAGGCCGGACGGAGAUCGACAAGCUCCAGUACCUCCUGGAGGUGAAGGACCGGGAGAUGAACCGGGUGAAGACGCUCGCCAGGAACAUCCUGGAGCAGAGGACGGAGGUGGAGACGUUCUUCCUGGACGCCCUGCGGCAGGUGAAGCGGGAAAUCCAGAGCGGCAGGAAGGAUUACCGGCAGGCGGCCCGGGCCGCUUUCCAGCGGAAGAUGAGGGAGGCGUACGCCGGGAGAGCGGAGUAUCCCAGGAUCCGGACGUUCGGGGAAGGGGAGGACAGCACCAACAGCGUGCAUCGGGAUCUUCUGGAGGCCGAGAAAUGGACCAACGUCAAUACGGAGAAGGUGGAUAUUGGAGAUCUGACCUGGGAACAGAAGGAAAAAGUUUUGAGGCUACUGUUUGCCAAAAUGAAUCGCCUUCCUCUCCGGAAAUACAACCAGUGUUCGGCUCCCCCGCUACCGGACCGCGCGGCUCUUAAAACCGGAGAGAAAAAGCGAGUCGGCGACGGGGGAAACGUUCCCGAUCGGACCUUCAUCACACAGCAGGCGCCGAUCUCAGAAGCGCCCGCCAACGGAUCAUCUCUCCCAGAUAUUAAGCAAGGAGCCGAGCAGAGCGCGAGCUAGAACGAAACCCCAGCUCUUCCCACCGCGGCCGGAUCCCAACUCUUUCCCAGUCUUCCGGGGGGAAAGAAACCCUCCUCUCUGGGACGGGAUUGGGCCCCCGGUUGGGAGAUCCUAACGCGUUUAUUUAAAAGGAGGUCAGACACGAACCUUUCGCUUUUGGGUGGUUCCGAAAAUAAAAACCUUUUUCCGCCU